GGCGGAGACCAGACUGAGAACACAGGUUUCCCUGAGUCUCAGCACAGAGAGAGGGCAGGAGAUUGGAGACCUCGAACCUCACUUGGGCAUUCAUUCUCAGUCCACGAUGGUGUGGUCCCCACUGUUCCUUGGCCUCGUGGUCUUGUCUGUCUUCCCAGGGCCUGGCAGGACUGAUCGGGCCAUGCCCAAGCUGGCUGACCGGAAGCUGUGUGCUGAUGAGGAGUGCAGCCAUCCUAUCUCCAUGGCUGUGGCCCUCCAGGAUUACGUGGCCCCUGAUUGCCGCUUCUUGACCAUAUACAGGGGCCAGGUGGUGUAUGUCUUCUCCAAGCUGAAGGGCCGUGGGCGGCUCUUCUGGGGAGGCAGUGUUCAGGGAGAUUAUUAUGGAGACCAGGCUGCCCGCCUGGGCUAUUUCCCCAGUAGCAUUGUGCGGGAGGACCUCACUCUGAAACCUGGCAAAAAUGAUAUGAAGACAGAUAAAUGGGAUUUCUACUGCCAGUGAGCUCAGGGACAGCUCCCUGCGGUUUACCUUUCCGGCUCUAUGCAAAAUGCAAAUACAACAACCAACUGCAAACUGUUUUGUCUCUUUGGUUUUUGGGGAUGGGUGGAGAUUUACAGAGAUUGUGUAGACGGAUUUAUAUUUCUUAGGUUCCUGAAUCUAGCCAGUAAAUGUCUUGAAUGUGGUUACAUCAGUGGUUGCUAGGCAGCUUCACUUUGUAAGCCCUUUGCCCCAAGGUAAGGUCUAGCUAGGAGCGCCCCGACUCCAGCAAGGGAAUAAACAUUGCAAUAUACGCAUGCCAUCA
Messenger RNA from Meriones unguiculatus (Mongolian gerbil), 800 nucleotides. RefSeq names its product MIA SH3 domain containing (gene Mia). The transcript is spliced from 4 exons. Bases 107 to 499 code for a protein of 130 amino acids. Lineage: Eukaryota; Metazoa; Chordata; Mammalia; Rodentia; Muridae. Gene Ontology annotation, biological process: extracellular matrix organization. Gene Ontology annotation, molecular function: protein binding. The record is from RefSeq and is a predicted model, not a curated record.